CCCAACACGGAGGGCUCUGCCAUAGACACUGGUGCCUCGCCUCGUGAACACUCCUGGCAAAAGCAACUAACUUGCGACUCAUUAAGUGGAGACAACAGUGAAGUGGGUGGUCCAGUGUUCAGCCAGUGACCGUGGCUCACCCAUACCGAAGGACUGUUUAGGACAUAACCCGCCCUGACUACCAUUGUGAUGAACUUUGUCCAGAAUCCGCCUGGAGUGUGGGCGUGGAUAGUGGGUGACGCCCCCGCAGUCAGAGACACCUUGGCCAAGUUUAGAUGGGAGUCUCCCGCGGUGGUGCUGAAGAUCGUCGAGAGUGUGCUGAGGGGCAUCGCUCAGGUUGUGUUUGUAAACAAUCCACUAUCUGGACUGCUCAUCCUGAUUGGUCUGUUCUUGAGUGACGUCAGUUGUGGCCUGGGAGCUGUCGUGUGCUCCCUCGUCGCUGUGUUUGUUGCCAAGCUGCUGAACAUGCCGGAACCCAACAUAGAGGCAGGAUUAACAAACUUCAGCGCCGUGUUAGUGGGCACCGUCACACCAGCCCUCUACCCCAUCUUCUUCCACCAGCCUCUCUCACCACCCGUCUGGGGCUACAUGGUGGUCGCUGCAGCCUUCAGCGUGUGUUUGUCGGGCGGCCUGGGGAAGAUCUUGGGUGUUCACAACAUCCCGUCCUACACCCUACCCUUCAACGUGGCCAAUGCCAUGAUCUUCAUAGGCAUGAGGGCGGCGGGCUACGGUGCCAACCCCGCCACCACCGACAACCUGCAGCAGCUAGUGACGGACGUGGAGUGGAAUCGGGUGUGGCUUGGAACACUGCUGUCAGCCGGGCAGGUGUGGGCUGUAGAGAACGUGUGUUGCUCCGUCCUGGUGGUGGUGGCCUCCUUCAUCUGCUCUCCUCUACUCACCCUCGUCACCUACACGGGAGGAGCCAUCGCUACCUUUACUGCUCUGUUAGUGUCGUCGGCGCCGUACGAGUUGGUGUACGCGGGCGUGUGGGGAUACAACGGGUUUCUGUCUGCUGGUUCCAUCGCGUUCUUCAUGGUGAUCACCCCCAGGACGCUCCUCCUCGCCCUUAUCAACGUCGUCUUCACCACCUUCCUCCAGGCAACUCUCGCCCCAGUCUUCUCCCUCACACAGCUGCCAGUGUUCACGAUGCCGUUCGUUCUAUCCUCCAUUAUCUUCCUGGCUCUGGCUACGUCACUGGGGCCCACCUCACUGCGUGUUGCCUCCCCUUCCUUCCCUGAACAACACCUCAUGCUUUACGUCCAGAGGCCCACCAUCGACGACGAGGCCAGGGGGAAGGAUACAUACGAGGGUACUGAAAUGCCUAUUGUAUAACUCUCGCUUGAGGAAAGUAGGCAGUUACUCUUCCUCACCCAUAGUUCCUACUACUAGAACUGUGGACCUGGACCAUACGAAGAACUGUGGACCAUACGAAAAACUGUGAACCAUACUAAGAACUGUGGACCAUACUAAGAACUGUGGACCAUACUAAGAACUGUGGACCAUACUAAGAACUGUGGACCAUACCAAGAACUGUAGACUUGGACCAUACUAAGAACUGUGGACCAUACUAAGAACUGUUAACCAUACUAAGAACUGUUAACCAUACUAAGAACUGUGGAACAUACUAAGAACUGAAGACUUGGACCAUACUAAGAACUGUGGACCUGGGCCAUACCAAGAACUGUGGACCAUACCGAGAACUAUGGAAGUGGAUCAUACGAAGAACAAUGGACCUGGACCAAAUGAAGUCUCGUCUCUCGUGGCCUGGUGUCUUGUAACCUUCUAAAACGAGUUUAAAGAGGAAGAACCCUAAACAAUGUUGAAAAAAUCUUGAGAGUCUAUCAUGUUUUCUGGUGCAGUUUAAACAUGACAUAAGUAAAUUUCCA
Molecule: messenger RNA, 1886 nt
Organism: Homarus americanus (American lobster)
Lineage: Eukaryota; Metazoa; Arthropoda; Malacostraca; Decapoda; Nephropidae
Product: urea transporter 1-like
Exons: 9
Coding region: 190-1332 (380 amino acids)
Biological process (GO): urea transmembrane transport
Cellular component (GO): membrane
Molecular function (GO): urea transmembrane transporter activity
Source: RefSeq, a predicted model, not a curated record